GUCGGAUUACAGCCGAGGCAGCACGCCAGUGGACGAUUACCAGGCCAUAAAACGUCGAAUAAAACCAAGACUUUCCAACCCAGUUACUAAAGGUAGCGUACAUUAUCAUCCAGCAUGCCAAAGCAAAGUGAGUAGAGAAGACACCCCUUUAAUAGAGAAAUGGAUCAGUCUUUGCCAAACCGUCAGCAAAAAGGAACCCCUCGGCAAGCUGCACCAGUCGGGGCCACCAGGCAGGUUAAUGUUCCCACUUUGGAGAGAGGCAUCAUUAGUGGAGACAACGUCCAGUUUGGGAGGUUGCGGCGUCACACACGUUUGUCCCAGUCAGAGAGCCAGAGCUCUGGGCCUGAAGAUGAGCGGUUGAGCUCCUCUGUAGAGGCAAGUGGCUCCUACGGUCAGAGCCCGAUCCUCCAGGGCAUGCAGGCAGAGGGAAUCUGGUACAACCGCAGUGCCUACGAGCAGGCCGAGAGCAACUACCAGCGCCGUCUUGCCUCUAAUAACAACGGGCAUCUGUCAUCCUCUCCACGGAGCCCAAACACCAGAGGCUCCUUGACCUUCCGCUCCAGACGUGGCCACGAUCAGAAGCAGGAUCAGGGGCACCCUGUCACCACAGUGAAGGCCUCUGGUACCCCUCACCGUCAGUACAGUAGAGGCCGCAAUCGCACCUCCUCUGAGACUGAGAAGGGAGGCAAAGGCAGCAAGGGGCCAAACCAGAGGAAGAGGGGCCUGUCUGAGACGGAAAGACCCAAAAGGGACAAUACCAACAUGAGUGGACUGCAGUGCCUCGCCACAGAGAACAUCUGGUUUGACAAACACCGCUAUGAUGAGGCGGAGAAGUGCUUCUACGAGGGAGUCAACGGCCCCUCCACACAACAGCAACAGGUGAAAACGGCCAUGCAGCAGGGCAAAGGGCGCCAGCAGAAACGGCAGCACAGAAAUUCAUCCUCACAUGCAGGAGGAGACCAGGAGCUGGUUUCACGCAUGAAGAGCCUGGAACUGGAGAACCAGACUCUGCACAAAGUGGUGGAGAACAUGAGAGCAGCCCUGCAGAAGCUGGAGUCCAGAGUGGCUAUGCUGGAAAAGACACCUGUAUUAGCAGCUGUCCCAUGUGCUAAGGCUGCACCAGUCCAGGCUGCUCCUGUCAAACAAGUAAAGGUGGAAAACGGUGGUGGCGAUGAUGAUGAUGACGACGACAUUGACCUGUUUGGCAGUGAUGAAGAAGAUGAGGAGGCAGAGCGUCUCAAGCAGGAGCGCUUAGAAGCCUAUGCUGCCAAGAAGGCUAAGAAACCCACCCUGAUUGCCAAGUCAUCAAUCCUGUUGGACGUCAAGCCUUGGGAUGAUGAAACAGAUAUGGCAAAGCUGGAGGAGUGUGUGCGUUCGGUGCAGAUGGACGGGCUUCUGUGGGGAGCAUCUAAACUUGUGCCAGUGGGUUACGGCAUCAAGAAGCUACAGAUCAACUGUGUGGUCGAGGACGACAAAGUUGGCACUGACAUCCUGGAGGAGGAGAUCACCAAGUUUGAGGACUUUGUCCAGAGUGUAGAUGUUGCUGCCUUCAAUAAGAUCUAAGCGCCUCCAGCUCUGUACCUGCUCCAUUAAAGUGUUGCUGCUGCUCCCGGCUUGCACGGUUAUUAAAAAGCGAAGCUUUGAGCACAAA
Molecule: messenger RNA, 1651 nt
Organism: Seriola aureovittata
Lineage: Eukaryota; Metazoa; Chordata; Actinopteri; Carangiformes; Carangidae
Gene: eef1da
Product: eukaryotic translation elongation factor 1 delta a (guanine nucleotide exchange protein)
Exons: 11
Coding region: 160-1563 (467 amino acids)
Biological process (GO): translational elongation
Cellular component (GO): eukaryotic translation elongation factor 1 complex; cytosol
Molecular function (GO): translation elongation factor activity; guanyl-nucleotide exchange factor activity
Source: RefSeq, a predicted model, not a curated record